Messenger RNA from Amborella trichopoda, 1282 nucleotides. RefSeq names its product gibberellin 2-beta-dioxygenase 8. Lineage: Eukaryota; Viridiplantae; Streptophyta; Magnoliopsida; Amborellales; Amborellaceae. The record is from RefSeq and is a predicted model, not a curated record.
CUCAGUCCCUUCAUCCUCAAAAUCUCCUUCUCUCUCUCUAAAACCCACCUAUAAGACCUCUCUCCUGCCUCUAUUACCCCCCCCCCCUCCCCUCUCUCUCUCAUCCUGCUUCUCCAAACAGCAGCUCAGAAACCUUAGACAACAAAAUUACUUCAUCCUCUCUCUCUCUCCCCUAAAGUUAUAGCUUUUCUGUCAGUAAAACAUGACAUAUACAAAAACCGGGGGCGACCCACCGUUGAUCGAGAAGUAUGGAGACCUUUUUCACGAGUCAAGGAAUUGCAGGAAAGAAGCCGUGGAAGAAUGUGGGCUUCCAUUAAUCGAUCUCCAAUAUCUCUCGAGUUCUGAUGAAGCAGAGAGACAAGCCUGUAUAAGCGAUAUGGCGACCGCUUCAUCUGAGUGGGGCUUUUUCCAGGUUGUGAACCAUGGGAUAAGCGACGAGUUGGUGGAGAGAAUGAGGAAAGAGCAGAGGAAAGUGUUUGAGAUGGCAUUUGAGAAGAAGCGCAGCUCCAGCUCCCUCAAUGACUCCUACAGGUGGGGUGGGGCCCCCAAUGCCCCCUCUGUUAACCACAUGUCAUGGUCCGAGGCCUUCCACGUUCCUCUCUCUAAAAUUUCUGACCACCAAGACGAUCCUCCCUUCAAUUCUCUCAGGUUGGUGAUGAAAGAAUUUGCCAAGGCUAUGGCCGAGCUAGCUCUAUCAUUGUCCGGAAUCCUUGCCAGAAAACUCGGACAGUCACCGGAAUACUUCCCGGAAAAUUGUGACGAGAGGACAUGCUUCCUGAGACUUAACCGUUACCCACCAUGCCCCUUUUCACCUGACGUUUGUGGACUGGUUCCUCACACUGAUAGUGAUUUUCUCACUAUACUGUGCCAAGAUCAAGUUGGGGGCUUACAGCUCAUGAAGGAUUCAAAAUGGGUCUCAGUUAAGCCCAAUUCAAAGGCUCUUAUUGUUAAUAUCGGCGAUCUCUUUCAGGCUUGGAGCAACGGCGCGUACAAGAGCGUGGAGCAUAGAGUGAUGACUAAUCCAACGGUGGAGAGACACUCCAUUGCCUACUUCCUUUGUCCUUCAUAUGAGGCCCCCAUAUCAACUUCCUUACAACCUCCUCUUUACAAGAAAUUCACUUUUAGAGAGUUCAGGCAACAAGUGCAAGAAGAUGUGAAAAAGAUGGGCUACAAAAUUGGCCUCCCAAGAUUUCUCCUAUGAAAAUUCCCAUCAAAUCAUUCAUACCAAUUAUUGUUCCUUGUGAUUAUAAUAAUAAAAAAAAGAAAUGGUUUUUCGUUUUUA